AUGAACGAACGUAAAAUCCUGUUUUUUAUUCUUGCCGUGAUCGUUUACUGUAUGUACAGUGUACACAUGUGGUUUAUAAAACAAAAUAUAGAAGAGAAUGUCGAUGUGUCCGAAAAUAAGACAGAACCCAAAAUUGUAUCAGAAUUUGGUACAAAAAAUCAAAUACAGCCGAAAGAAUUAAAUUUAAAAAAAAAAAUCAUUCCAUUGUUCGUAAAAGAUGGGUGUAGCGUUUUAGAAGUAUUUACUGAAAAGCCACCGGCAAAAUACAAACAUAGUCAAAAGCAGGAACAAUUAAGUAGCGACAACAACACUAUAACCGUCAUAGGCAUCACUGUAUUUCUCGUCAUACUAUUGAUAAAUGCAAUAUUAGAAGCUAUUCAAGCAAAAGAAGAUGAAAGAGCUAAAAGGAAGCUAAAUCCAGACGGAGAACGUAGACAGUCUUUAGCAGAAUUUGCUAAUAAAAAGCCUUUACGUAGAGAAUCUAGUAGAUUUGGAUUCCAGCUGUUCCAGAUUGCUGAGUCAUUUGUAAAUACAUCGGAAGAAAAAAAUAAAACAACACGCCGUCAGGCUAGACCAUACAUUAGAGGGGAGUCUAUUAACUCGUACCUCAGUGAGCAACAUAGAAAAUCUCAAGAAGGAUCGGCGCCUGCAUCAAUCAACGAAAUCCCUGCCGGGGAACCAAGACUUGUCAAAAGACAAUCAGUGGCCAAACUUUUUGGCGCGCGUCCAGUGCCAAUGGUUCGUCGUUCGUCAUUUCCAGCGCUGCCCUUGAAUCCAAAAGUCCAGGCUAUGAUGCUAGGUCACCGGCAUCAGUCUGUGGAUAGCGAUGAUGAAAGCGAUGGCAAGGGACGUCGUGUACGACUUAUUCGUAGAUUUUAA
This is a messenger RNA of Arctia plantaginis, 879 nucleotides long. NCBI's taxonomy places the organism in Eukaryota, Metazoa, Arthropoda, Insecta, Lepidoptera, Erebidae. The record is from the annotation of a GenBank genome assembly.